AUGCGCCACGGUGCUGGCCCCCAGCCACACCGGGGAGGUCGAAAAAUGCCAGCUUCUCUAAGAAAACUGAAGCAAAUGGCUGUUUUCAUGGGACUGUUCAGCAGCGGGGGAUGCAUCGUGAUGUAUAAUCUUAUGCAAAAGAGUUUUGCCAGGACCCAGUAUUACCAACAGGCUUUGGAGAAAUUGAACAGCAGUCCCGAUGCACUGGAAGCUCUGGGUGCCCCCCCUCUUAAGGUUCACAACAUCCGACUGACGGACAGGAGUAACCUCGUGGAUGCGGAAAGAGCACAGAUAAAGUUACCAGUAUCUGGAACAAAAUCAGCGGGGUACCUCUAUAUUAACUCAGAGAUGGACCACUCCCAUCAAUGCUGGUGCCUUCAGGAUGUCACCUUGAAACUGCGCGAUGGUCAGAAUAUUCCAGUUUACCACUCCCCCGUGGAAAGCAUUGGUGUGCAAGAAGGUUAA
This is a messenger RNA of Balearica regulorum gibbericeps (East African grey crowned-crane), 465 nucleotides long. NCBI's taxonomy places the organism in Eukaryota, Metazoa, Chordata, Aves, Gruiformes, Gruidae. The record is from RefSeq and is a predicted model, not a curated record.